Messenger RNA from Coprinopsis cinerea okayama7#130, 1650 nucleotides. RefSeq lists its product as hypothetical. The record is from RefSeq and is a predicted model, not a curated record. The transcript has a single exon. The coding region runs from base 1 to 1650 and encodes 549 amino acids. Lineage: Eukaryota; Fungi; Basidiomycota; Agaricomycetes; Agaricales; Psathyrellaceae.
AUGGCCACGAACUUUGAGUGCCCCAAUAUCGAUGUGAAGACCGCGAUAAACCUCAUUGACGCAGAGAUUGCGAAACUGGAGGUUGAAAUCCCUUUACGUGACGAACACAUACGCCAACUCAAAUCCAAUCGGAACGAUCUGAUCCACGCGUCGAGUCUCCUGAUAGAGAUCCUUCGUGAAAUUCUAUGGCUAUGCGUCGCGACCACCCCGGUACAUAAACCUUUGGAAUGGAUCCCCCUUACCCAUGUUUGCAGCAGGUGGAGAAAGAUAGCUUUGGAUUACCCCCAAUUGUGGUCAAGAAUUUACGACCCCGAGACCUAUAUGGGUCCAUCUUGGCUGACGGCUUUUAUUGAGCGGUCGAAAAAUGCUCCGACGUUGGAUAUCUCAAACAACACGGGCUUCAGAUCUAGAGACCCCGCGACUCACUCGGCCAUUCGUCCAAUGCUCAGCCAGAUCCUCAGCCAGACUGCGCGACUGCGAGAGGUCAACCUUAAUGGAUCCCCGUCGAUGAAGGCACUCUUAGCGCCAAUGACAUCUUCGGCGCCUCAGCUACAAAGUCUAACCAUCGAAAAUUGGUCCUUGAAAGAGGGCAAUGUUUUCCCAGAUCAUUUCCUCAACGGACACGCACCUCGCUUGCGCCGCCUCGUCUUGGACAACUGCUACUUCCCCCCAAACCCAUCCGUCUUCGCAAAUAUUACCACGCUCCAACUCACCUUCGACGCUCGCCUCACCUCGCACCCUCCAGCCCGUGGAAUGAUCGCCGAUUUGGACAAGAUUCCUGCCCUGACUAAAUUAACUCUCGACUUGAGAGGAUAUGUCUUCCCCAAAAUCUUAUCUCUCCCCGAAAGACUUGUACUUCGGCGCCUUUCGGAGCUCACAGUCGUAGGGGAGUUUUGGCAAGCUUGCUCCCCUUUCCUCAAUGCCGUCAAGAUUCCUCCAGGCCCAAUAGCCCUUUCGAUCAUCAUCAGAGAUCAUAUUAUCAGAUCAGAUGAUCUUGACGACAUACGCUCGAAGGUGUCUUCCAUCUGGCUUUCACCCUCUGCUUCUUCAACCACUCCUUUACCAUUGGAGUCCCCUACAUCACUCACCUUCCGAAUCCAGCCAGUAUAUCCACACGCCAACCAUUUCUCGAAAGACGUCCUCGCCUGCGCUUCCGGAGGGGACAGUUCCUUUUCCCUGUGGUUGCGCGGCGGUUUUAACCAAGUUGUGGCCGAAAUCGACACACCCUUCUCCCUGCACAAUGUCGAGCACCUCGAACUGGCCCUUGACGAUUGGACCAGCAGAUCUCGCGAUAUCCAACGGUUUUUGGAUUUCUUCCCGUCUUUGCGCACCAUUGCCCUCUGCAAGAACGAAGCUUCCUCUGCUUUGGUCAAAUGCCUCAAGGAGAAACCCACCCAACCCCCCUUCCUGACAAGGAUCCAGCUCCGAGAUGUCGACUUUGCCUGUACCUACGAUCCCCGAGUCCUUGGCGAUCCUCCGCGCACCGACGAAGUAGAGUUUCUUGAAGCAUUUAUUCAAAUGCUACAUGCUCGGAAAGCCGCCGGGAAAAUGAUAGGCAACAUCGAGAUUGUGCAGUGCAAGAACCUGAGUCUAGAUGGUGUGCAAAGGAUGAAGGACGAAGUCAUGGGAGAUGUUGCCAUUGCUGCAUAG